UAGUGGAACAGGUGCUUUGCAUGCACAAGGUCUUGGGUUGAGUCUUCUUCAUCUUCUGUUAAAGGAUUUUAGCUAGCUAGGAAAAGGCUUCUGCCCAAGAGCAGCUGUCAGCCAGAGUAGGGCAAAGUGAGCCAGGGGUAUGACUUGGUAGAAGGCAGCUGCAUUGGUAUGUUCAGCAGAUAGAGCCUGGCCAUUGCACUCCCUUCUGAAGCGUAGUUGGUGAGGGCUGUCUUGCCAGUGCUAUGCAAUAUGCUAUGCUCUUCAUCCCUUGCUUGUUUCCUUGGGUGGACCACCUCACCCACAAUCCCAGGCUGCACUGGGUCACCUAGGCAGAAAGGGGAGGCAAUUUCUAUCAGGGCUAUGGGCCAUCCUCAUUUCCAGAUUCCUGCUUUAUUUCCUCUCUUUCAGGUCAUCCCAGAAAUCUGACCCAUGUUGCUCCAUGUCCUGGGGGACCCUCUGGGGGAAGAGCCCAAUGAGGCAAACUUGGUGCCAGGACCCCUUCCAGGACUUCAUCUCCCCACUGACAUUCUGGGGAAAGAGCUCAAUGAGGAAACCUCAAUGCUAGGAUCCCUUCCAGAACCUCGCGUCCCCACAGAUAUUCUGGAGGAAGAGCUCAAUGAGGAAACGUCGGUGCCAGGAUCCCUUCCAGAACCUCACGUCCCCACUGAUAUUCUGGAGCAAGAGCUCAAUGAGGAAAUGUCAGUGCCAAGAUCCCUUCCAGAACCUUGCAUCACCAAUGACAUUCUUGGGGAAGAGCCCAAUGAAGCAACCUUGGUGCCAGGACUCCUUCCAGGACUUCGUGUAUCCACUGACAUUCUGGGGAAAGAGCUCAAUGAAGCAAGCUCAGUGCCAGGAUCCCUUUCAGGACCUCGCAUUUCCACUGAUAUUCUGGAGGAAAUGCUCAAUGAGGAAACCUCAAUGCCAGGAUCUUUUCCAGGACCUCGCAUCCACACUGAUAUUCUGGAGGGAGAACUCAAUGAGGCAACUUCAGUGCCAGGAUCCCUUCCAGCUUCUCAUGGCCCUGCUGCAUGUCUCCGCCCCCCUGGGUCUGGUUCAUUAUUAUCUUCUGCCUCGCUGGAAGUUGGCUCCAUCCCACCCUCCACCUCUACCUCUUCUUUCCUCCUGCAUCCCUCUUCCCCUCCUCCUCCUUCCCCACAUCCUCUAGAGCUGGAACUCAGCAAUGUAAAAGAAACUCUGCAGAGUUUGAUGGAUUUGCAGUUCCAUCAUCUGAAUGACCGCCAAAGACACCUCCGCAUCUGCCAGGAAUGUUUGCAAAACCUCAAGGCACUGAGGGGAGAGCUCCGAAGACUGCAGAGCAGACUGGCAAGUGUGGAAGCCACUAUUGGGAUCCUGGUUCCUCCAAGGGAGCUGGAUGUUGAGGAGGAAAAAGAGAAAGACAAAAACUAGACAGUGCUUCAUACAUAGGUAGCAAUAAAAUGUUGCAUAUUUAUUUUAAAAUUAUUAAACAUUUGUUUUAAUAGGAUGGGAUGUAGAGAUAAAACAGCAAUAGAGCAUGCAUAUUUACUGCUUAAAAAUAAAAAGUU
This is a messenger RNA of Hemicordylus capensis (graceful crag lizard), 1544 nucleotides long. RefSeq names its product mucin-5AC-like. NCBI's taxonomy places the organism in Eukaryota, Metazoa, Chordata, Lepidosauria, Squamata, Cordylidae. The record is from RefSeq and is a predicted model, not a curated record. The transcript is spliced from 3 exons. Bases 430 to 1407 code for a protein of 325 amino acids.